Ipomoea nil (Japanese morning glory) is the source of this 2067-nucleotide messenger RNA. RefSeq lists its product as uncharacterized. The record is from RefSeq and is a predicted model, not a curated record. Bases 1 to 2067 code for a protein of 688 amino acids. The transcript has a single exon. NCBI's taxonomy places the organism in Eukaryota, Viridiplantae, Streptophyta, Magnoliopsida, Solanales, Convolvulaceae.
AUGGAAAAUCCAUUUCUCACCUUAACUCGAUCCGAAAGAGCCAACCUAUUUCGAAAAAUCAUUGAUGCCGAGUCUCCCUUAUCUCCUGAAGCUACCGAUAAGGUUCUUGCAACAAUUAAAUCAGAUGGGUUUCUACUGGAAGGGCUCACGGACAAAGAACAGAGGCAAAUGCUUGCUCUAGCUCGCCAUAUCUCAGCCACACCUUGGCUGUUUCCACUUGUGUUAGCCGCUGUCCCAGAUUCCACUCUUCCCGGUCCAGCGUCUCUUGCCUCAUCUCAGACAGUGGUACUCCCUGCCCUCUCUUCACCUUUAAACACAUCUAGAAAAAUUGAUUUUGAUGUAUCUUUGCCUGAUCAAUUUGUGUUUCCCAUAUCUCAUGAUGUUUUUGAUGUUCAAACUCUGCCUGUACCUGGUGAUCCUUAUGAUCCUUUGACUCACAAUUUACCUAGGGAAAAUGUUGAUUUAGUUGCUUUAUCUGACUUAGUAAAUUCUUUGCCAUCUGCGUUUUCCAUUCGAAAUGUUGCCCAACAUGUGUCUGUUCCAACUGUAUCUUGUUCGGCCUUUUCUAUCCCCGUUACUAUUGCUGCGUCUAAAAGUCACUCUGAUCCUGUACCCAUUCCUGUUUCAUCUACUCAAGAAUCGGUUCCCAUUAUCUCUGUUCCUAUUGCUAAAUCUUCCCGAAAGGGAAACGAGAAAAUCUCUGUUUCAGGUACUGCAGAAAAGAGAGGAUUGUCACAGUUGGAUGAUGUUGAAACUCAAACUGACCGUAAACUUCAACGGAUGAGUUCCACAUUGCCACCCAGAACCACUCGGUCAAGAGCCCAAGUUGACACACAUGUUGUUCCUACGCCAUCUGGCUCCAAAUCGAAAGGAUCAAGCAAGGUCUACAAACCGCAUCUUCUGUCUCCCGAUUUAUUUGCUGUUUGGAAAACUCAUGUCAACCGUGUUUUCAUCGUCGAAAAAUCCAUCAAUGAAGAGGAUUUGGCUGCCAAGUGCAAUAUUAUCCCGUUGUUACGUGAUCAAAAUUUGCUUGCCUCUCUACGCCAUAUUGGUCCCUACUCCACAUGGUUGACAGCAGAAUUUUACACAAAUUUGACCUUGGACACAUUCACUGAAGGCUCAGCACGAUUUCAUCAGGUUUUCAUUCGUGGCACUUGGUAUCCUUUCGGGCCUACUGAGAUUAAUGCAUAUUUGGGCACACCAAAUCAUCCUGCUUCUCCGGAUCCUAAUCCUCACUUGUUGGCAACUGCACUCACUCAUAAUAAAGUGGUUUCAUGGGCGAGUGAUGGAAUUUCAAGCUUGAAGCUCACAACUGUCUACUCCGUGCUUCUUCGCCUUGCAUCGGCAAAUUGGGUCCCGGCAGUCCGUCGCCACCAAGUACCAGAACAUCUAGCUGGCCUUCUAUACAAAAUCAGGAACCAUCUUCCGUUCAACCUCGGCAUGGUUAUUUUCUCUCACUUAAUGUCUUUUUUGCAGAAGAAAGAAGCCAAAGUCCAUCUCCCAUAUCCGUGUUUGAUUUAUGCGGUGCUUCAGGAUCAUGGUUUUAAGCCCUAUAAGGAAGAAGUGAUUACAACUCCUGACAAUGCUUACAUUUUUUAUGAUCGACUUACACAACGGGGCCAUUAUGAUGAUCGAGCUUCACUUGAUCAGCUUCCUGCUAUUCCACCUCCAGCGCCACUGGUUUCUGCGCCAGCUUCAUCUACUGACACUGCGUCAGCUUCUCGUCCAGGCUCAAGACUGGUUCCCAAAGAGCCCCCAACAUUGGUUGAUCGUAGGCAGAUUGUGCUCACUCUUGAGGCCUCUGUUGCACAAGUUCAACAGUCAGUCACCUCUCAACAAGCCACCAUCUCUGGCCUUGCAAAGCUUCGUGAUGCACAGCUCGAAGAAAUCACUCGCAUGGAAGCUAUUCACGCUCGGGUUUUAGCUGACACUGGAGCUGCUUCCUCGGAUUCUGACUCUGAAGAUGAAGAAGAUGAUUCAGACUCGGGCACCCGUCUGCACGGUAACUCUAAUCCACUAUUUGAUGUUCACCUUCCUUUGUCAUUUAUUUGGCAAAAGGGGGAGUAA